AUGGCCAACAACGAUUCAACCCGCGGAUCUGAUUCGGAGCCAGGCCCGUCAUCCGCAACAGUGGAUUUCAUAGCAGAUUCGGCUUCAAACCCACUAGCUUUAGAAAUAGACUGGAAUACCACUGACAAUGAUUCUGCCUAUGGCGAUGAGGUCUCCACAUACACCUCUUCCAUUACUUCGUCUGUGAUGGACUUCCCAGAGAUUGAAGGAAGGAGGUAUCAUGCAUACCGACAAGGCCGCUAUGCUUUACCCAACGACGAAGAAGAAAACGAGAGAUUGGACAUACACCAUGCUCUAAUAUAUACGGCAAUGGAGGGCAGAUUGUUCUAUGCACCUAUUGGUCAAUCGCCCCAACGGGUACUUGACAUAGCAACAGGGACGGGCAUCUGGGCUAUGGACUUUGCUGAUGAGUUCCCUUCCGCGGAGGUUUUGGGCAAUGACCUGAGCCCUACCCAGCCGACACUGUUCGUCCAUCAAUCCCUAAGCUCUACUAUGUUGACGCAAGAUAGUGUGCCACCUAAUCUAGAAUUCAUCGUCGACGAUGUCGAAGACGAAUGGGGCUACGAACAUCAACCUUUUGACUUUAUCCAUGCACGAUUCUUGGCCGGCGCCAUCCGUGACUGGCCAAAACUGAUGCGACAAGCGUUGGAUUGCACUAAACCCGGCGGUUGGGUGGAGUUUCAGGAUUGGGACACGUUCCUUUACAGUGCAGAUAACUCCAUGCCUCUUGAUAGUGCUAUCAAUCGAUUUCAUCAGAUGUCAGGAGGUGCGAGAGAAGCUAUGGGAUACAGCAUGUGUCCAGGCCGUCACCUCCAAAGGUGGAUGACAGAUGCAGGAUUUAUCAACAUCAGCUGUACCAAAAUUCUACUGCCUUUGGGAACCUGGGCCAAGAAUCGACAAGCGAAAAAGAUAGGAGCAUACAACCUGCUGCAAAUGCAACAAGGUCUAGAAGGGAUUCUGCUGGGCACUUUGCCCCACGCCAAACCUAGACCUUGGAGCAAGGAUGAGAUCAUGGUCUUUCUUGCAGACAUUCGGAAGGACUUUCAGAAUCCCAAAAUUCAUGGACAGUAUGAUUUGUGA
Messenger RNA from Endocarpon pusillum Z07020, 1080 nucleotides. RefSeq lists its product as uncharacterized. The transcript is spliced from 9 exons. Lineage: Eukaryota; Fungi; Ascomycota; Eurotiomycetes; Verrucariales; Verrucariaceae. Gene Ontology annotation, molecular function: methyltransferase activity. Bases 1 to 1080 code for a protein of 359 amino acids. The record is from RefSeq and is a predicted model, not a curated record.